UAUUUUUUUUUUUUCUUCUUCUGGUGCGUUUGUUUGUGUGUCGGCGAGUCCCGGCGGUGUAACCGGAGAGGGGCCUCACAGAGAGGGGAAUGCAGGACUGCAAUGGAGCACAAUGCAAUACAGUGGUUGGGUGCUCCCUCCUGCCAGCGAGGCAGCUAUGCCUUCUACAAGUCGGUUAGCAGCAGAGCCCAGCCCGACGGGCCCGUCCAGGUGUGGAAACUCGGCGAAUUUUACUUCAUCCGCUGUGGGCCACAGGAUCCUGUGUGCGUUGCUGAGGUGACCUUACUGUGGGAGGACCAGACCCGACACCACCUGCUGGCCAGUGCCAGACUCUACUUCCUACCCGAGGACACGCCGAAGGGCCGGACCAGGGAGCACGGCGAGGAUGAAGUUCUGGCAGUGUCCAGGAAGAUGGUGGUGCGGGUGGAGGACCUGGUGCAAUGGUCGUGUGCACAGCCAGCAGGUUGGAGCAGCAUCCCAAAGACGGUGCCCUGCGGGACCAAUGGCCUCCUCAAACCUCCACAGAGCAGUGACGGCAGCAACGGCACGACGGACAAAAGCGGUGAGCCGCUCAGAGACAAAACUGAUAAUGGCCCGGUGGAGCAUCAUCAGAGUGUGAAAGUGAUCAGCUACCCGCAGUACUGCCGCUUCCGCUCGCUGCAGCGCCGCAUCCAGGACAGAGCAAGGGGACCCACGCUGCAGGACCCCCACCUGCUGGCUCUGGGCGGCAUCAAGGUUAUGCCCAACACCCGAGUUAUGUAUUGCAGGGACACCUUCAACCACCCCACGCUGGAGAGCAGCGCCAGCUUCUCCUGGCAGUUCAGGUGUCCAUCUCUCAGUCUUCGAGGACGACCUCGUAAGAGGAGAGGCCGCGACAGCAAAGACUCGCCAAACUCCAGCCAAUCAGAGUCCUGGAUCGAGAGGAUGAAGGAGAACGUCAUGGGCAGCGUGGAGGUCGGCUGUGACGGCGGCUGGCUUCCCCACCCUGAAGAGCAGCUCUUCCUGGAUCAGCUGUUCGCCUUCAUGGACCGCCAAGGCUCGCCCAUCCACAAAGUCCCCAACCUGGGCUUCAAGAAGAUCGACCUCUUCCUCAUGUACUCUGUGGUCAAACGGCUCGGCGGCUACAAGAAGGUGACGACAGACCGUCUGUGGAAAGUGGUUUAUAAUGAGCUGGGUGGAUGCCCCGGCAGCACCAGCGCUGCGACCUGCACCAGGAGACACUACGAGAGGCUGAUGCUUCCUUAUGAAGAGCACCUCAGAGCAGGAGGAGCUGAAUUCAAAGUCCCAGAAACCCCCCUGGCAACGAAACCCAGAGGGAUCAGAGGGAGGAAACCACUUCCCAGAGGCAAAAAGCCAGGGCCCAAACCCAAGGAGAAGAAGGUGACAUCACCUGCUGCUCUUUCUCCUACCAUGGUAAACCCAAACGGCCCCAUGGUGGUGAAGAGAGGUCGAGGACGGCCGCCAGGCACACGCAACAAGGCCACACUGCUUGCUCAGGCCAAGCUCCUGGCACUGCAGCAGGCGAAGGCCAAAGGAGUAGUGGCAGACAUGCAGCAGCAGCUUCCAGGUGCAGGCAGAGGAGGACCACCUGCCAGCAGCACACACCGGCCCAUCCAGCCGGCCAUCCUCCCCAUCAGCAUGCCUCUCACUCCGGACCUCACCUCUUUGACCACCCCCUUCCUCUCCUUCCAGUCAAAACUGAAGGAGCUGAAGCCAGACCAAGGGGAGUCCGUGGCUCCCGCUCCCGGUGUGCUCCUCUCUCCGCUGCCUCGCCACUUUGUUGGAGGCUCUUUGGGUGGCUUCAGCCCCAUCAAAGGUGUGUGUCCUCUGGAUGUGUUAAGGAGCCGGCUGAGCCUACAGAGGGGCCCGGAGAGCCCGGCCUUAACCCCUCAAGACCCGAGCCAGCACCAUCCAACCAUCUACACGCUCCAGCCCAAGGGUGGAAGCCCAGACACCCCUCACCCGAGCGGGGAGCAGCUCCAGCUCCAGCCGCAGCCCCACCCUCUCCAGCAGCACCACACCCACUGCUCAGGGUGUAACAUGGACGAAGGGGGGCAGAGAGGAGGCAGCCGGGAUGCUAGGACCCGGCCCCCCCUGCCCCCUCUCCGAGUUCUGCCCUUGAACCUGGACUGCAGCGUUCAGGUGUGCCAGCUGAUGAGGACUCGUUGCUUGGACCCGUCUCAGCUGCAGACUUUCACCCUCCGCCUUUCUGAGGCCCUCUCUCAGGAUCUCAGCACUAAGCCCGCCCCUCCCCCUGAGCAGGCCCUGCCCCUCAACCUCAGCAAACGCUUCACGGCAAAGAGACCCACCACGGAAGGACUGGAGCCGAGCCGGGCCACUGUCAACGGGAACACGGACCAGCUGCCUCCCAAGAGACCGAAAACCGGCUUCAUGGAGCAGGUCGAGGAGAUGCGCUCCAGCUCCGCAGGAAGUGCAACAGGAGCAGCAGCAGGAGGAGAAGGACAGGAUGUGGAGAUGAAGAGCCAGGACGAACCUGCAGAUCUGAGCUCCCCCAGCAGGAUCAGGGCCUUCCUGCUCGGGCUGCCCCCCUUCCAGGUGAAACUGGAGGAGGAUCUGAAUGGCGUGCGGUUUGGGAAAUUGGUUCCUAAAAGCAACACCGGAGAAGGAGUGCAGAAAGACAUGAAGAAGGAAGAAGAGGAGGGGGUGGCGGUGGAAAAGACGGAGGUGGAGCAGAGAGACCACGCCCACUGCUCUGACCACGGCACUGCAAAUGCUGACACUCAGUGUUUUUAACCCCCUCCACACAGCGGCACGUUCUGAUUUGUUGGAAGAUGCUUGAUCCUGAAUUAACAGGAGCGGGGAGCUUUGCUUUCUCCAUCUUUACCAACAUCUGAUUUUUAAAUUUUUUUUUCUCCCUGUUAGUUUUUUCCACUCACGUCGUUGUCAAACUUUUCAGAGGAGCGACGGCUCAUGACAAUCACAUCUUUGUUUCUCUUUACGGUAAAGAUCCAGAAACAGAGGAGAGAGACUGACUCUAACAAACACUGCCAUAACCCUCCAUAACACUACAAUCAACUCCACUCUUCCACACAACUUAAAGUUAGAAUCAGUAUCCAUCUAUGGGUGAUGCUAUGCAUCAAGACUUCAUUAACUAGCAUUAGAGUUUACUGUAGUUUGUAGCUUCAUUUUUAAAUUGUUCUCUACUUCUGUAGAGAGAGUUAUUUUCUGAUAAAGUAUUUAGAUGUUAUUUGGAGCGAAAGAAAAAAGCAGCUUCUCUGUCUUCACGCUAUAGCUCGUUAAGUGAAGCAUUUAUAGUCCUGCUCGUUAGCUCAAAUGAUGUAAACUUUUACACACACGUGCCUUAAACGACGCGCGAACUGCUUCAUCGCCGGCUUCAAACACAUUCACGUAAAGAGAUACCUUGAUGUUGGACCUGUUUAACUUCCCUUCACUCCCUUGUAGGGCUGUUUCGACACCUGAGAAAAACUUGAUGUUUAAAUGUCUUUCAGAGCUCUUUAAGCUCCAUAACAAGAGUUCAGACCCUCCUCCUCCUCCUCAUUAGUUUGCAUUAUAAAGCCCUCAGCAACCACAUGAUGGCACCUUUGUCACUACCAGCUCAUACACAAACUUGUAGCCCAAGCAUUCAGACUACCUCAGGUUAUUUUAUAGUUUCACGCAUGCAUUUGGGUUGGAGGCCAGUCCAUAAACGCACAUAGACACCGAGCAUGUGGUGUUAAACGAGGCUCAUCAAAUAUGAAAAGCCCAAAACCAACAACAUGACACUUCUUCUCCCAGCUUCCUACAAACUGGAUUUGUUAGGGACUACUUUCAGUGGCAGAUUCAUCCAUAUCUAGGGGUAUUUGGGCCAGCAUGACUGGCUCACUAGUGUGUUUAAUCAACAACUGCACUUGUUAUCAGAUACUUCCAAUGAGGUGAAAACGGAACUUCCAGCUAUUGGCCUCUAAAAAUCAAAAAUCUUCAUUUAAAUUUCUGAUUUUUAGUUCAAGGUCAUUUCUUAGUGACCUCUGGACCAUUUUUAAGCACAGCUGGUAUUUUUAUCUGCUUAGAAAUCUCAUGGCAUGUCCCUCAGAGGUGGGCACCAGAUCUCAUUCAGCGUGUUAUAACAGCCAUCUGCGGAGUGGUUCGGGAGGUGAGCGUCCACAGGAAAUUCAGGUUGAACCAGAAGCUGAUGAUGAGCAGUCAGUGGCUCCAUAACGAGAUCUAAAAAUUGCUUCUGUGCUGGAAGCUCUGGACAUCCCAGUGAAGAGGAUCUUGAAUGUUAUAUCGAACAAAUUCAAAUCAGGUUUCCAGUCCUUAUAUGGCCCCAUACCUGCCGCUUUCCAGUCACCUCAUAUUCUUGGUUUUCUGUGGCUUCAUAAUAAGACAAAAUACAGAAUCUGAUCAGACACGUUUGCAUGUGCUGCAGUUAAUAAGUGCUCGAGUUGUCUCCAUUCAGACCUCACUGUGGUCUCAGUUAAAAGCAGCUUUCUCCUUCAUGGGGGCUGGGCUCACUAGCAGUGAAUGUACCAGACUAUUCUACAUCGGUGCAAUAUGACAGUCAUGGACUUUGUGUUCAGCAGUUAGCAGGUUGUCCUCAUUUGCACCUCGAGUCCUGGUUUUAGUUUUUCUCUAUGAGUAGAUCAGCUUUAGGAAAAAGUUUGUGGUUUAAAAACUAUGCCGUUACAAUGAGACGCCAAGUGAGAUCGGGAAUCCAACCCGCACCAUUCACUUCACCAAAGAACAUAAAACCGAUCCACUUCUCAUUAUCUGCUUAAAGUGCCAACGUAAAGCACCAGCCACCUAAAAAACAAACAAACUGGGGGUUAAAAAAACCGUCAAGGUAUCCCUUUAAAAUUUGCCUUUUCUUAUUUGCGCUCUGCCACAGACGUUGGCUCAGAUUCAGAUUUGCACACCUACUGUACACACUUGCUUUUCCAUAUUUUUUUUUCCUAUUCAAGUAGUCUAAUCAACUACGACACCGAAAUUAAGUGGUGCUGUUUGCUUAGUUUUGUUGCCAUAUUAUUGUUGUUGUUGUUUUUGUAAAGUUGCAAAUUCUUAUUGUCACCAUCAUGAGUCACGAGGAAUGUUCCUCAUGGUUGAUCUGUUUGUCCUGAGAAUUUUAAGAAAGUAUAUUUUAAUUCAAAGAAACCAUGGCUUGUUAAGAAAAUAUUUGCAGGUGUUUUUCUCCUGAUUUAUUCAACUGUUGGCUUCAUGUGAGGCAAAUUGUUUGUGAAUGAAUGCACGAGUAGAGAUAUAUACACUCAGUAGGUCGUAGCUGGGCAGAUGCACCAAAGUACUCGACCAGACUUCUUUGUAACUUCUGUCAGUUCAUUUUAGGAUUUCAGGAUUUUCUCCUUCACUCGUGGGGAAAAUGAGCAGUAACAAGGAGAAAAUGGUAAAUACCGGUAAUACUACAAAGUCAUAUUCCACUUCAUGCAGUAACAACAGUAAGAACAGGGUAACUACUGUACAUAAACGCUCUGCUUCUUCCUGUCAGAAAAUCUUUAUUUAUUGUAGGUGAGGUGCUUCUGAGUGUGCAUCUCGGUGUACUUCAGAGGGAACGGGUUUGUACAACCACACAAGCAAGGCCCAAGAAAAAAGCUCCAAACUCCAGUAAACAGUUUAACUUUUACCUGACAACAUUUCCAAAAAAUAGCAUGUGCUGUCAGUUUUAUAGUCCUGCAGAGGCAGUGUGUAUUUUCAGGCUUCACUCAAUUUUACACAAGAAAAGUGACAGAAGUGGUUGUGUGAAAUUUUUAAAUAGUGAGUUUUCCAUCUCCAAAUGCCUGCUUUUAUCCUUUUAGGAUCUGGUAAACUGUACCACUUAUAGUGGCGCACAAUGUAGGACUUUAUCAGGGGAACCCGUUCUGCUAAUUUCCAGCUCCAUAUUUUUAUUCUUGGACUCUACCAGAGCAGCUUUGCUUUUCUUAAACUGAUCCUUCAGUUCAUCCGCGGUCUGAAACGAGCUGUUUUAGCUCCUGUCUCUUUGCAGUACACCUCCCUAAAAGCCUGCUUUCCUCUGAUUGACCACCUUCUGGAAGCCUCCUGAGGGGCAGCACCCAGUAAAGCUUGCACUAGAAAUUGAUUCUUGGUUCCUUUUUGGGGAAAAUUCGGUUGAGGCGUCUUUCACAAGACUUUGAUACAGGAGCACGUGGCUUGAGUCCAGAGUGUCAUUUUAUUUUUUCCAGUCCAUGUUUGGUUAGAUUUUGGGGUAAGAACAUGGUUUGAUUUAAAAUGGCCUGUAGUCUUUGCCCAAUGAUUUGCAAAAUUGUUUUCAAAGGUUUGACCGGAAUGUCACAAGUGGGGUUCCUGUCUGCCCUAAAGCAACCCUCCUCUAUCACUCUUUUUGACACUGAUGGGACCGUGGUUUACAAAAUGAACAUAAUUUUCUGUUAAAUAGAGCUCAAAACUAGCAAUAGAGACCAUAAACUCACCAGUAAAGCGUUUACUGAGGCUAUAAAUCAAGUGAAAAGUAGGUUCAGUUUCUCAUUAAUUGAUAGGAGGUACCCCC
Molecule: messenger RNA, 6472 nt
Organism: Archocentrus centrarchus (flier cichlid)
Lineage: Eukaryota; Metazoa; Chordata; Actinopteri; Cichliformes; Cichlidae
Product: AT-rich interactive domain-containing protein 5B
Exons: 12
Coding region: 103-2754 (883 amino acids)
Biological process (GO): regulation of transcription by RNA polymerase II
Cellular component (GO): nucleus
Molecular function (GO): transcription cis-regulatory region binding
Source: RefSeq, a predicted model, not a curated record